Molecule: messenger RNA, 1181 nt
Organism: Gilbertella persicaria
Lineage: Eukaryota; Fungi; Mucoromycota; Mucoromycetes; Mucorales; Choanephoraceae
Exons: 9
Coding region: 76-1134 (352 amino acids)
Cellular component (GO): mitochondrion
Molecular function (GO): protein-containing complex binding
Source: RefSeq, a predicted model, not a curated record
CAGAGCUGUUUCUCAAACUGUAAUACAUAACCAUGCCAUUGAACAUCGACUCACCUAACUAUAUUCUAGCGCUCUAUGCAUGAUUUGACUUUAAGAAAAAAAACAGGUCAACCCAUGAUCAAGCAUGGUUUGGGUGGCAGAUCAACCACCAAUGGCCAUAUUGCUACUGUCUUUGGUUGUACUGGUUUUUUGGGUCGUUAUGUUGUUAACCGACUUGCUAGACAAGGUACACAAGUCGUUGUUGCUUACCGUGACCCUGACGAAGCUAGACAUCUCAAGGUCACUGGUGAUUUAGGUCAAAUUGUUCCUUUGGAAUUUGACUUGAAGAACAAGGAUCGAUUGAACGAAUGUGUUCGUCACUCUGACAUUGUUUACAACUUGAUCGGUCGUGACUAUGAAACAAAGAACUUUACUUUUGAUGCUGUUCAUGUGGAUGGUGCUCGUAGCAUUGCUGAAGCUUGUGCUGAAAAUGGUGUUGCUCGAUUUGUUCAAGUGUCUGCCUUGAGUGCUUCUGAAGAUUCUACUUCUAGAUUCCUUCGUUCCAAGGCUUUGGGUGAAAAGGCUGUUCGUGAAGUCAUUCCUGAUGCCACCAUUGUUCGUCCUGGUACAAUGUGGGGUCAUGAAGAUCGUUUCUUGAACAGAAUUGGUGAAGGUGACGGUUGGCAAUACUAUGUCAAUGAAGGCAACACUAAGAUUCGUCCUGUUUCUGCCAUUGAUGUUGCUCAUGCUCUUGAAGUCAUGUUGACUGCUGAAUCCACUAUGGGCAAGACUUAUGAACUUUACGGCCCUAAGGAAUACACUGUCAAGCAAAUCUUUGAACUUGCUCGUGAAAUUUCCAUGAAGCCUCUUCCUAUCCGUAGUGCUCCUACACCUGUCUUCAAGGCCAUUGCUACUUUAUUGGACAAGUUACCUUACAACCAAAUGGUCAGUCCUGACUUGAUUGAAAGAAUGACAUUGGAUGAUAAGAUUACACCUGGUGCUUAUACUUUUGAAGACUUGUACAUCAACCCUACUGAAUUAGAAACAGUCGCUAUUCAAUUCUUGAGAAGAUUCCGUAGUAAUGCUGUCUUUGAUCUUCCUUAUGAAAAGGGUGAAGGUCAAAUUCAAAAGGGUGUUUACCACAUCAUUGAUUAAACAACAAUAAUAAACUGUUGACGACAUUCCUAAUUCAAAAAAAAAAA